AGAACAUAGAGAUGUGCCGAUCUUCCAUCAACAGCAUCAAAAAUAAAUUAACUGAUCUUUUAUCUCUUUAUUUGUGGGUCUUGGUUCAGGUUUUUUUUUGCGUGUAGGUCUGUUUGUGAGCGUUGCAAUAAAUACUAUGAAAGAAACAUAAAAGGAGCACUCUUUGUCUUUCUUUAGAGAUUUACAAAAUGAUUAAGUUCUUCCUCUUGAUGAACAAACAAGGGCAAAUAAGACUCUGUCGGUAUUAUGAACCUGUGGAAAUCCAGAAAAGGACAUUGUUAGAAUCUGAUGUCAUUAAAAAAUGUCUAUCACACACAAAGGACCAGUGUUCCUUCGUUGAGUACAAGGAUUUUAAACUGGUUUAUCGUCAGUACGCUGCACUGUUCGUUGUAAUUGGGAUUGAUGAUGCAGAGAAUGAACUGGCAGUGUAUGAACUUAUACAUAAUUUUGUCGAAGUUUUGGACAAAUACUUCAGCAGAGUGUGUGAGUUGGAUAUCAUGUUUAAUUUAGAUAAAGUCCAUGUCAUCUUGGAUGAAAUGAUCUUGAAUGGUCGUAUUGCAGAGACCAACAAAAGCAGAAUUCUUGCUCCACUUCUUGCACUUGAUAAAAUGACUGAAAGUUAAAAUAAAAUCAUGGUCUUAGUUGAGUUUAUUGUCAUAUGCACAAGUACAUGUAUGCACAGGUACAAUGAAAAACUUGCAGCAGCAUCACAGGCACAUAACAUUGUAUAAGCAGCAUUCACAAGAAAAACAUAAAUUAUACACAAUUUUUACGAGAAAGAACACAAUUAGAACACAAAAGAGUCCAUUUUAGUGCAAAGUGAUUACGUCGUCACUAAAUUGUAGUGAUUAGGGUUUUGCUGGUUGGUUCAAGAACCGAAUGAUUGAAGGGAAGUAGCUGUUCUUGAACCUGGUGAUGUGGGACUUCAGGCUUCUGUACCUCCUGCCCAAUGGUAGCUGCAGAAAAGUGGCAUAGCCUGGAUGGUGGGGAUGUUUGAUGAUAGAUGUCACCUUCUUGAGGCAGCGCCUCCUAUUGAUACUAUCAAUGGUGGGGAGGGAUGUGCCCGUGAUGUAUUGGGCAGAGUCCACUACUCUCUGCAGCUUCUUACGUUUCUUUGCAUUCGAAUUGGUAUACCAGAGCAUAAUGCAACCAGUCAGGAUAUUUUCAAAAGUACAUCUGUCGAAGCUUUUUGGAGUGUUUGGUGACAAGCUGGACCUCCUUAACCUCCUAAGAAAAUAAAGAUGCUGGCAUGCUUUCCUUAUGAUUGCAUCUAUGUGCUGAGCCCAGGACAGGUCAUCCAAUGUGCUAAUGUCCAGGAAUUUAAAGCUGCUGACUCUCUCCACUGCCGAUUCCCCCAUUGUAGAUUGGCGCAUGCUCGCCCUCCUUCCCUUUCCUGAAGUCAACGAUCGGUUCUUUAGUUUUGCUGACGUUGAGGAAGAGGUUGUUGUUGUGGCACCACUCAACAAGGUGUUCUAUCUCACAAAUUGCCCAAAGACUGCACCAUCCAAUUGUUCUUUUAAAUCAUGCCAAAUGCUGCUUAAUAGGUUGCUAUGGAGGUUCUAACUUUUACCACAAUGAACAUGCUCCUUGGAUCUGUGUGAAAACUUGCUUUAGAAAAUAUGGCAGGAUUUUUAUCUAAACAUAAAGAUUGUCAAAAAGAUGCUGCAUUAAUUUUGUAUUAUUGUUUAAGUACUUCUAAUUCAUUUAUAAGAUGCAAGCAUCAGUGCUUUGGUUGCUAUUUGUUGCCCAUGCCUAAUUGCUCUUGAGAAGGUAGUGGUGAGCCAUAGAUGAUAAAGGAAAUGAAUAUUUAGGGAGAAAAAUUGGGUGCCUGCCAAGCAGAUUAUCUUGUCCUGGACAAAUACCAUUUCAAUUAAUUGUAUUAUAAUUUUUGUUUGUUGAAAGAGUUAUUUUGGCACGAAAACACUGAACUUGUGAAGAGCUGGUGCAUUUCAUCUCAUAACUCUUUUAGUGUGAGCUGCUUGACCAAUAUUUGGUUGUCUUCAGUUAUCUACAACAAGACAUCUGUUACUUAUUACAGUGAAUGUAAAAUUGUGAACAGCCUGGAAUAUGUUAGAUUGUUUCCAUUAUUAGAAGUAUGUCAGAAACUGGAAUAGAAUAUUUAUAUCGAUUUAAUUGAGUUUCAGAUUGAGGAAUAGUAAAUCAUUCAAAUGCUGAAGAUUGGUAUUCACUCAAUAGACUUGACUGGAUACUGAAAAAAAUCUAUUGUCUUUAAGCAAUUGAUUACAUUUGAUUUCAUCAUGACAGGUAUCAAUUAAAUUUUGUGCCCAAAAAGCCAGAUCCAUUUGUCCAGGAAAAAAAAAUCCAAAGGUCCUAAGACAUCUUCACAGAUGCUGCUUGAACUGAUUGUGUUCAGUCCUUUCAGAUUUUCAGCAUCUACAUUAGUUUUCUGUUUAGAAAAUAUUCAUGAUCUAUCUUUACUCAGUGGUAGCAGGGCUGAGUCAGAAAUACCAUUGCAGAGUCUUAAGAAUAAAAUUCAGGGUUCCGCUUGUGUGCAGUAACACAAGACAUUGCACCAUUUGUAGGUAUUGUGUUUCAGAUGAGACUUUAAACUUAACCGUAACUACCUUCUCAGGUAAAAUUAAAAGAUCCCAUUAGAGUAUUUGAGAGAAAAUAAAAUCCCUGAAGCAACAUCACUAAAUUAUGCUAUCUGGCCUUUUAUCUCAUUGCUGUCUGUGGCAGAAAUAGGCAGGCACAUUGCCUCAUUUCCUACAUAACAAUGGUGCAAUUUAGAAGUGUAUAAAUCAGCUUAGAGGCUUUUGGUGCAAACUGAUAUUGUUAAAUGCAAGUCUUUUAAUCAAAGCAGCAGGUUUGAUUCUUGGACUGGCCUUAAGUAGUUGAGUUCACCUUAAGUGGGAAGAAAGACACGAACUGGCAUUACUGCCUUUGUGUCAGGAAGAAGAAAUAGAAAAUGUUACUGGAAGGUGAUUGUUUAAAUAUCAAGUAAGGACCUCCAAAUUACAAGCUAUGACACUAUUGUACCAGUUGUAGAACAUCCAUCUUGCAAAAUCACAGAGGGGAAAUGGAUCACAGAUGAGCAAGACCAUUUAGCUUAUGCUAACUCAUCCAUGCCGUAGUUUGUGACUAAUAAUGAUUUCAUAUGGGGACGUUUCAGAUACUGACUUGACCAGUAAAGGAUGAAGUCAAGUUGAAGCAAACUGUUAACCACAAACUUGAACUAGUCACAUGUCUGAUUAUACGUGAUUUGAAAUGCACAUUUUCUUCUCAGAAGGGGAGGCUUGAUUUUCUUGAACUGGAAGAAAUGAAGGGAUCAAACUUUGGCCAUACUCUUUGUGUGGGCAUUACUCUCCAAAGUGAAGAAUCAGCCUCUGAUGACAGGAGUAUCACACCAGAUUGA
Messenger RNA from Pristis pectinata (smalltooth sawfish), 3376 nucleotides. RefSeq names its product adaptor related protein complex 4 subunit sigma 1 (gene ap4s1). NCBI's taxonomy places the organism in Eukaryota, Metazoa, Chordata, Chondrichthyes, Rhinopristiformes, Pristidae. The record is from RefSeq and is a predicted model, not a curated record. Gene Ontology annotation, biological process: protein transport; vesicle-mediated transport. Gene Ontology annotation, cellular component: intracellular membrane-bounded organelle. The coding region runs from base 189 to 623 and encodes 144 amino acids. The transcript has 6 exons.